Molecule: messenger RNA, 2165 nt
Organism: Drosophila virilis
Lineage: Eukaryota; Metazoa; Arthropoda; Insecta; Diptera; Drosophilidae
Gene: Exo84
Product: exocyst 84
Biological process (GO): Golgi to plasma membrane transport; intracellular protein localization; exocytosis
Cellular component (GO): exocyst
Source: RefSeq, a predicted model, not a curated record
UCGCCUACGUUAACGUAUGCAUAGUUCUGCCCACAACAACAGACGCUAAAUCUUCCGUGUCUUGUGUUUAAUUUUUUGCAGUACAAUGAAGGAGUUCGAUGAUAUUAAUUUUAGCGUGGAUAAAUACACGAAGGAGCUGACACGGGAGUGUGUGGGCGGCAGCGAUUUGCAGCAGCGUAAAAAGGAAAUUGAGGCCUACAAUGAGCAGACGUCGGCAACGCUCAAGCAAACCUGCAAAAAGAACUAUAUGCAGUUCAUACAAACCGCCAAGGAGAUAUCACAUCUGGAGUCGGAGAUGUAUCAGCUGUCGCAUAUAUUGAUCGAGCAACGCAACAUUUUGGCCAGCAUGACCGAUGGCAAGACGAGCAGUCACCUGAAAGCGGACAGUAUCGAGGCGGAGAACAGUGCAGCUACUGAGGACGUGGAGAACAGUCAUGCCACACGCGCUGUUAAGGAAAUGGUGCAGGGUUUUAAUGGAAAUCUCGAGGGCAAAACGUUCCUAAACGAGGGCGCACUUAUCGAGCUGGAUGGUAAUGACUACCGGCCCAUACAGCGUGUCUUCUUUUUUCUGUUCAAUGAUGUGCUCAUCGUGUGCAAAGUGAAGCAUGAUAAACGGCUCGAGUUUCUUACGGAAUACGAUCCCAAGAAGAUAGCCGUUAUUAAUAUCAAGGAUCUGGAUGGCGUCAAGAAUGCCAUUAACAUCAUAACGCCUGAUGGCUCCAAGAUAUAUCAGAGCAUAACAGCUGCCGGCAAGAGCGAAUGGAUUGAGAAAUUGGAAGAAGCCUUUCGUUUUGAUCAGCAAAAGAAAUCAAAGAAGGGACAAGCGCCGCAGCCACCAAAUCGUGCCAAGCAACAGCAGUCCCAAUCGAAAAGCGCCACGCCUGAGAAGCUGCCUGAAGAAAGUCCCACAGAAAGGCAGCCAAAAUCCCUGGAGGAUGAAACGCCCGAAUGGCUAAGCACGGCCAGCGAGGAAAUCCAAACGCUUGUAGCGCAACGCCAUUUCGAGGACGCACAGUCGCUGAUUAAGCGCACGCAAGAGUUUCUGCGCCUGGCCGAGAACAAAAAGAAGCUGCUCCAGGCGGACAACAUUGACGCUAAGGUCAAACAGCAGGAACAAAAGCUCACCAAUGUGCUGCUCCAGGAGCUGUCCAACAGUCACAAUCGCAAUUUACAAAUUGCACUGCGCUCAGCCCGACGACCCCUGAAGAUUCUCGUCGAAAUGGGUCGUUCCCGACAGGCCAGUGCCACAUUGCUGAAGGUAUGCACGGUUAGUCUGCGUGUCGCGCAACGCGAAGCACGUCGCAAUAAUGCAGAAAUCUCUGAGCUUUUCUUUUGCGACCUGACUCAGGUAGCAUGUGAUUUUCUCAGCGCCUUUGAACAGCAGCCUGCUUGUGUUAGCGCUCUUGUUGUCUGGUGCAAUGCGGAGCUGCAGUACUUUGCAAGCCAGCUGAUCAAACACUAUCUAACUAAGGGCACCUCACUGGAGGCAGUGGCCAAGUGUGUAGAGCGCGUGCGCAAGCCUGCCACGAAGCUUACAGAGAUUGGUUUGGACAUAAGUUACCAUUUAGAGGGUCUGUUGCGCACAACGCUGGAGUCGCUUAUUGAAGAGUGCAAGCAGCGCCUGUUGGACGCGGUAGGUCGCACCGAGGAGAGCUGGCAGCCGUAUAAUUUGCAAACGAAAUCAAAUUUAAAGCGAUUGCUGCUAGAGUUGGAUGCGCUUGGCAUUGAUGUGCGUUCCCAGACCACAGGCGAUACAUGGCUGAAUUUGACACAGUCCACUCUCGUCUUUAUACGACAAUUCCUCCAGCUGACCGAGCACUGCGGCUGCUUGGCCAAAGGGGAAACACUGCUGCCGAGUCUGGAGAAGUUGCUGCGUGAUCUCUUUUUGGCACAGCACGCAUUAAAGCCUCCUAGCGACAUGGCCAUGGAUCCCAACUUUGUUAUAAAGAACAAAAUAUUUCUGGUGGACAAUCUGCUGCCCAUCGCCAUUGAAAAGUUUCGCAAGACAUCGGGUCGCCAGUGUGAGACACUACGGGAGCUGCACACGAAGCUAUCCCGCCAGCACGGGGCUCCAGUGCCGCGCCAGCGCAGCGUCUAUACGACCGAUGUCUUUUAAAGAGUAGUUUAACUUUACCUUUGAUUACAUAUAUAAUUUUUUAUUUUUC